CCCAGAAUUUUGGAGUUGGAAUAGGGUUUCGGGGACUGAUCGAUGAAGACAAGCGAAGAACAUGGACGCCACAAUCCCAACACCAAAAUGUUGCUCACCGCCCUCUCCGCCAUGGUGGCCGAAUCCACUACCUUCCCCAUAGACCUCACUAAGACCAGGCUUCAGCUCCACGGCGAGUCUUCCUCCUCCUCUCGUUCCACAAAUGCCUUCCGAGUGGCUUCAGCCAUCGUGAAGGACCAAGGUCCUUUUGGCCUCUACAAGGGCCUGUCUCCCGCGAUUCUCCGGCACCUCUUCUACACGCCCAUACGAAUUGUUGGAUACGAGCACCUUCGAUCCCUCUUCCUUGCGUCCGAUGGCGGCUCUGUUUCCCUCCCUGCCAAGGCCCUUGUCGGUGGAAUCUCCGGCUCCAUUGCUCAGGUAGUGGCAAGCCCUGCUGAUCUUGUUAAGGUGAGGAUGCAAGCUGAUGGCCGUCUAAUGAGCCAAGGUCUGCAACCCAGAUACUCAGGUCCUCUCGACGCCUUUACUAAAAUAGUGCGUGGAGAAGGGAUUAUGGGGCUUUGGAAAGGGGUUGUCCCAAAUGUUCAAAGAGCAUUUUUGGUGAACAUGGGAGAAUUAGCCUGCUAUGAUCAUGCAAAGCGUUUUGUUAUUCGGAAUCAAAUAGCUGGGGAUAAUAUUUUUGGCCACACCUUAGCUUCUGUAAUGUCUGGUCUGUCUGCAACUGCCCUGAGUUGUCCAGCUGAUGUUGUGAAGACAAGAAUGAUGAAUCAAGCUGCUAGCAAGGAAGGAACGACCAUGUACAACGGCGCGUAUGAUUGUCUCGUGAAGACGGUUAAAAUUGAAGGAUUGAGAGCUCUGUGGAAGGGAUUCUUUCCUACUUGGGCAAGGCUUGGUCCUUGGCAAUUUGUCUUCUGGGUGUCUUAUGAGAAGUUUCGCAAACUUGCUGGGAUAUCAUCCUUCUAGUUAAUAAUUGCUAUGAACUUGUUGGCAUCGUGUUUUUUGUGCCAAAGCAAAUAAAGGGUGACUGGGUGUGAUAUUGAUUUGCUUUGUAAUGAGCAGAACUAGUUUUU
Molecule: messenger RNA, 1067 nt
Organism: Cucurbita moschata (crookneck pumpkin)
Lineage: Eukaryota; Viridiplantae; Streptophyta; Magnoliopsida; Cucurbitales; Cucurbitaceae
Product: mitochondrial uncoupling protein 3
Exons: 2
Coding region: 43-960 (305 amino acids)
Biological process (GO): transmembrane transport; response to cold
Source: RefSeq, a predicted model, not a curated record